Messenger RNA from Trichobilharzia szidati, 1737 nucleotides. The record is from the annotation of a GenBank genome assembly. Lineage: Eukaryota; Metazoa; Platyhelminthes; Trematoda; Strigeidida; Schistosomatidae.
UGCUAAGAGUGUGCCACAGUCAGAUCACAUGACGUGGACACCAACAUGACAUGUAGGCAAGUGAGUUCCCAUGAGUCCAGAAAACAUAUAAUUCAAAUUUAUUAAAAAUUAUCCACAAAAAGUAUUUACCAAGCAAAAUUACAACUGACGUGCAGAAUAAGUCCAGCCGUUUACAAAGCUGCUAGAAAUUAUUUUGGAUAUUGGAUACUGGAAGGUGGCAGUACAAAUGGUUAUUUCAAGGUACUAAUCAAUGUUUUAUUUUCUCCACUUGCAGGAAGACACCCGGGAGUCAACUGCCUGGACCAGAAGAUACAUGAGUUGCAGAACUUAAACAUUAAUGAAGCCCAGUAAAACCGUUAUACUCAAAAACUGUACCCCGCACUUUUUAAAAAUCAAUUUUGUGGAAUAAACUCUCUUGCACAGUUCGCGUUCUGCUAUCAUUAUCUGUGUGCUUGCUGGUUGCCUGUUACAAAUUGGUGUCCCAAAUCCAGUCUAAAUAUGAAAUCAGACUCAUACGAACUUCCUGACAUAAUCUCCAGCCACAAAACCAAUACACAUUUCCUAUCCGCAGAACACAUCUUACCUGUACGAGUACCACCGUUGGACAUCAACAGCGAUUAUGAGCUGUGGAAAUUUCGGAUGGAGCCCCUUCUCGCAGGUCUGCCUCCACAAACCCAGUACAAUCAUAUAAUGCUAGCAAUGAGUGACGUCGCGUUACGGCGUGCAAUCGCUGGUGGAUUUUCCGCAUCCAAUCCGCUCAGCUACAACUGGCAAAUUUUAGAGGAAUGUUUCGCGAAAACCUCUAACACCUCCGCGUACAUGCACACAUUCUUAAGCCGAUGUCAAGAACCAGGUGAAACGGCUACCGACUACUUCCAUCAGCUUCGCCAGAUUGCGUCUUACGCAUUCCCUACCCUGCCUAUUGCGAGCCGAGAUGAGGUUAUUUUCACCCGAUUUACGCAGGGUCUCCUAUCGCACGAACUCAAAUGCCAGUUACUCCGCCAACCAGCUAAAUCAAUCUCAGAAGCUCUCGAGGUGGUCAAACAAUUCGAGAGCGUAGAGCACAUGCUUUCUCCAUCCGCCAGUACGUCAUGCUAUGCUCUCGGGACCACUGAGCGAAGGACAACCGUCCCAGCCCCACAACAACGCCACCCCAAUGCUUCAUCAUCCAACCAAUCUACAAUGCCACCCACAGUUCCUCCCAAACAGAAUGAUGACCCCAGCAAGUGCUAUUACUGUCGUCGGUUCGGGCGCAGAGCAUGGAAAUGCGGGCACAAUAAAAAACCUCAAGGGUCUCCUAUCGCACGAACUCAAAUGCCAGUUACUCCGCCAACCAGCUAAAUCAAUCUCAGAAGCUCUCGAGGUGGUCAAACAAUUCGAGAGCGUAGAGCACAUGCUUUCUCCAUCCGCCAGUACGUCAUGCUAUGCUCUCGGGACCACUGAGCGAAGGACAACCGUCCCAGCCCCACAACAACGCCACCCCAAUGCUUCAUCAUCCAACCAAUCUACAAUGCCACCCACAGUUCCUCCCAAACAGAAUGAUGACCCCAGCAAGUGCUAUUACUGUCGUCGGUUCGGGCGCAGAGCAUGGAAAUGCCGGCACAAUAAAAAACCUCAAGGAAGACAGCCGGGAGUCAACUGCCUGGACCAGAAGAUACAUGAGUUGCAGAACUUAAAAAUUAAUGAAGCCCAGUAAAACCGCUAUACCCAAAAACUGUAGCCCGCACUUUUUAAAAA